This is a messenger RNA of Formica exsecta, 5825 nucleotides long. Its product is annotated as zinc finger protein 37-like. The record is from RefSeq and is a predicted model, not a curated record. Lineage: Eukaryota; Metazoa; Arthropoda; Insecta; Hymenoptera; Formicidae.
GAAUUUCCCAGACAGUACAAAAAGGCUAAAAGACAUCUUAAAGAUGUCUAAAGGACGAUAAGAUGUCUUUUAGGAACAUAUGUUGUCUCUGGAUUGUUCUAAAUAUUUUUUCCGAUAUUUUGUUCUAUAUAAUAUUAAAUAUCGUAAUUGUUGAUUUUUAUAUCAAAAUCGAGUCGAUUGACAAAAUCGAUAAAUUGAUAAAAUGAUCUAUCAAUUUAUUGUAACUUUGUUGCUACUAGUUGAACAUCCUAUAUAUGAAUAUAAGAGACAUUGCCCUUCCCGUGUUUAUUUUUACUUCACUUUUUUAGCCAAGUUUUCUAUAUUGGAAAAUACUUAAAUAUUUUAUUUCCGAUUUGUGUACAUGUAUUUCAUUGAUGUAUUUCACAUCAAAAUGCAGUUUUUAAGAAAAGAACUAAUUAUGUUAUUUAAUGUAAUAUAUAGUAUUAUAUUAUAUAAAGCUUGAUUUGCUAUUUGUAUCUUUAUCGCUAUUAAAAUACUAAAAAAUGUUGAUUUAUUCGCCAAAGUUGAAAUUAAAAUGCUUUCGAUAUUAGUGAGAAUUUCGUAAUAAAAGGAAUCUAAUUAAAAACUUUUAUUAUAUUUAUAAUAAUAUUAUAAUUGUGAAUAAUAUUAUUUAUAGGUCAAACUAACCAGAAAUACUUAACACUGCAUUUUAAUUGUCGUAACUCUUAAAGUGCUUAUUUCGUCGUAAUAUUUUUCUGUGUAUCUUUAACAUUCGUAAAUAUAAAUGAGACUACAUAUUAUCAAUGGGACGUAAUUUAAUAUUGCUCUCUGUGUUUCUAAUUUUUUUCAGAUGGUGGUGGGUUACUCCGAUUUUCCGGUAAUUCAGGAAUAGAAGUCGGCAUAUGCAGUAGCUAAAAAACAUAUUAACAUACAAACGCACAUAUUAAUGCACAAACUCACGCUCGUUUUUCCUUUCGAUAUCGAAAUAGCGAUUAACGCGCCAAUAUUCAUACUUUCUUUACUCGUCAACAUCUAGUCAGAAAGAUAGAAAGAAGAAAGAAGAUACAAUUCGGCGAAAAAAGAAGCCUUCGAUUGAGAUAAGGGUCGACACAUACGAGUAACCGAAACCAAACCAAAGCGUAUAAAUAUAGAACGAAGAUAACCGAGCUGAUUCACACAGAGGAAUCUCGACGGUCAUCCUUUUCACGAGGCGUUGCGCGGUGAUAUCAUACCAAAGAAAAAUCGAUCCUAUACUAAGUUCCUGUCUACUCCAACUAUAUCAGCUGUAAUGGAGUAACGAGAUACAAAAGCGAACAAUCGAUCAUUCGAGAUCAAAUCUGAAAAAAUCGAUCGUGGAGCCUUUUUAUCAAUAUUGAAUUAAUUAGAUAAGAUAAUUAAGAACCGACAGAUUUAAUCGCGCGAAGUAUCAUACAAGUGUCAUUAAAGUAAUAGAGAUUAUGCUUAAGUGCAGCAAAUAAAAAAAAAAAAAUUUAUUUAGAUUAGCUGAGAAAGCAUCUUGAAAAAGCGAUCGAUAUUAUUGCGAAAUGCGUUGGACGUUAUCGAUCUGAUGUGGAACGACGACUCGAAAAUUGCGACGGGUUGAUCGAGUUCCCCGGUAACAUCGAUGCGGUGUUGGUCGGUCGAGUCAGCGUUUCCAAUUCAGCGACCGCAGGAAAUGACAUGUGCGAAAGGACUGUCUUUCACUAAAAGGACGGUCCAUCGUAGUCUCUGCAAGAGUUGAUGGGACGGACAAGCAGAGGACGAACGCAAAACGCACAUUGCUGAUUUCUAUGGUCCGUUCAAGCGUCGCUCUAGAGAUUGAAAACCACGUCAAAGAUAAAAUCCCGAAAGGCUCGAGGAAAAAUUAACAAUCGAUUGACGAAGCGAGAAUUGAAGUUGUCAAUAAUUUAUACACAGAAAGAACAACAGCUUCUAAAUAAACGCAGUCUCUAGAGAGACUCGAACGCUUAUACUUUAAAAUCAAUGAGAACCAAAGACGAGAUAAGCCGCGCUGUACAUUUCGAAUGCGUGAUCUUAUUCGGGAAUCUCCAAGACAAAUUAGCUUCGAAGUAAAGUAGACGACGAUAAAUGUUGCGAUGAGUAGGCGAAUGACAGGGUGAAAAAGGUGAGAGGUCACAGACAUAAGAAAGGAAGGGUUGCGGUGAUAGCCGUGCGAAGGGAGGCCGAGGACUCGUCUGGAAGAACGCGGAAAGAGCGACGGAGUGGCGGAAGCGAGGGCUUUCAGUGAGCAAGAGAGAGAGAGAGAGAGAGUGAGGAGGGGGAAGAGGAGCGCCCCAUCAAGAGGGGUGCACAUCGGGCUGAUAUCGACCGAGGAUUGCGCUUGCGUGGAAAAAGGCGCGAGCGCAAUCGCUCCAAGAGAGCAGCGGCGUCCUCCGCGUCGAAAGAGGAAGAGGAACCUCUCGUUUCCCGUCGUCAGUCGAUCGUCGCGCCGACGAGGAACGGGCUGUCGCAGCCGCCGUCCGGGAAAGACUUCCGGCAUCCUCCUGGCAGAGGCCGGCAGGGCCCCGGUGUACGACACGGUGAUUCCAACGCCCGCACUGGCCCGCACUUCCGGGAGCCCGAGCUGCCCUGCCCGGGCGCGAUCUCGCGGUGAGCUCGAUUCCGCUCGGCACCGCGUCAGAAAUCGUCACCAUCACCGGGGGGGACGGGGAAAAACCGGCGCGAGCGGUCGGGAAGGGGAGCAGGCGAGGUAUAUCGGGACGAUAAGAACGCGAUAAGCGGACCCGCGCUUUAUAAACGCCUGUGUGCGCGUGUACGUGCGUAUCUUUUCCUCUCCUCUUCGCCUCUCUUGCUUUCUCGGCCUGACCUCGUCGUCGUUCGCGCCGAUAAAAGACGAAUCCAGAGGUUUCUUUGAGAACAACAGCGCCGCAGCCAGUUCGGAUAUGACGAUACCACGGCGCGGUUAUUAGGGCAUUAAAUAACAAACAAAGUUUAAUAUCCGGAUUCAAUAGAAUUUGUCAAAUGUUUUGCUUCGUCGCUGAUAACGCGGUCGCGUCGCGUUUGUCAGAUUUAAUCGCACGACAUGAAGCGACAUCGAUGCCUGGCGGUUUCAUCCGGUUUCAUUCGGAAUUGACUUAUCGUAUGCAUAAUAAAUUCACAAGCCGAGCAAUCGCGAUUCGGUAUAAGAGAACUGUCGGGAUUUAUUUAUAGAGAGUUUGAUCUUGACCUACGUAUCGUACGAUAUCGGAUUUCGUACUUAUCGGCGUAGUUCUUCGGGGUAGUAACGCGUGUUUACGAGUGUGAGCGGGGAAAAAACCGAUGAUCGAUGCGAGUUAUCUAAAGCCGAGCAAUUGAUACGUCAUACAGUAUGCUGAGAUAAUCAAAGUCAAGCGUCGAAGUCUCUCAAGGCGUUAUAUCGUGAUCGCGCUAUCUGUGGCAAGGCGCAAUGAUCAGCAUGCAGCAGCAGACAGUCUUGAACCAGGUAGCCGGGUCUGAGCAGCCGCAGGAGGAAGUUCAACUGACCGAAUUGUUGCCGGUGAAGCAGUCGCGCAUCAGGGAGAAUAUCUUCAAGGACGGUGAUGCGACCGAUGCUCUGAGAGCACUUAGGAGUUUUUCAGGCGAUUGCGGCGACGGUGAAAGCUUCGAUUAUAACUUCUGCAAAAGCGUCGAGCAAUUGGAACGUCAAAGUAAUGGUAAGCAUCGACGAGCGGAAACUCGUCGAAGGAGGACGGACGAGCUUAGGAACAAUGCUGAAGAUGUAGAUUCCGAUGAAGAGAAGAAUGAUGAUGAGGCGAUAGGGAAGAACGCGAAGAAAACGCGAAAUAGCAAGAAUAUUCGCGUGAAAGCGCCGAAGAGAAAAUUAGCGAGAUCUAGCAAAAGGAAAGACAAUGACAGGGAUAGCGAUUAUGGAACGAACGAGAAAUCGAUCAGAAAGAAUUCUACCAGAUGCGAUGAAGAGUUUGCGCCCGAUUACGACGAAGAAGACGUCGACGAUCAGCUUUAUUUGGAUUUGGAUAAAAGAGAUUGUUUUAAGGAUGAAGUAUACGUAUACAGACGGGAACCGCUGGAUCCAUGCUCGAGCUCGGAACCAGAGGAAACAGGAUCAAUCCGAGAUCGCGAGAUUCAGCAGACUUGUUCAAUGGAACUACUCGGGAAGAGAAGUUUCGCUAAGAACAUCAAGAAUGACGAAAAAGAAAAAUGUGAAACGUCCAACGUCGACGAAGUCGUCGAGAAAGAAAAUUCCGAGAAAGAACUCAGACUAAAAAUCGAUGCUAUCAUUCAAGCGAAUUAUUUGCUGGAGCGAGAGAACAACAACGUCGUCGGUUCCGAGAAACUCAAAAUCGCGGAAAAUAUUAGCAGCUCUUCCACUGCCGCUUCGAUAAACGCAGAAAGUAGCGAUAGCUCUCUGUGCAAUUCUGUCGAGACGAAGAAGGCGACGAAGAGAAAGAAGAAGAAAAGGAAAACUGAGCAGAAUACGCAGGCGAAGGACCAACAAAAUCCUCAGAAGAAGUAUUGCUGCGUCAUGUGUGACGCUCGCUUUAAGGGUAGCGGUGGUCUGCGGAAUCACUACAAGGUGGUGCAUGGCGCCGGACCGGUGUUCAAAUGCGAUGAGUGCGGUAAGGAAUUUCCGCUGAAGGAACGGCUGAAAUUGCACGUGCGCACGCACACCGGCUUCAAGCCGUAUAAAUGUCCAGAGUGCGAUAAGAGCUUUGCGCGAGGCGGUCAACUGGUACAACAUCGUCGCACGCAUAGCCAGGUCAGACCAUUCCGCUGUGGCCUGUGUUCCAACAGCUUUACCUGCGCGGCCAAUCUGUCGCUCCAUGUGAAACGUCACAACGGCCAGAAGGAUCACAAAUGCGAUCUAUGUGGUCGCGCCUUCGUGCGUCGUGACGCCCUGAAGAAGCACCUGGAGUGUCUACACCGUGACGUCAAGUCGUUCCUCUGCGCAAUCUGCAACAAGACUUUCAAGGGUCACCUACCGCAGCACAUGAGGACACAUGCACGCGACCGUCCGCACGGCUGCGCCACAUGCGGCCAGCGAUUCGCUCAAAAGUCUCAGCUGACCGUGCACCAGAGGACCCAUUCUGGCCAGCGACCUUUCCGCUGUCUUGUAUGUUGGCAGGCCUUCGCUCACUCGACUGCCCUAAAAUUGCACACCCGCCGCCACACCGGCGAACGACCCUUCAAAUGUUCCGAGUGCAACGCCGGCUUCACUCAGCUGCCGCAUUGGAAGAAGCACAUGAAGUGCAUACACGGCAGGAAUGAUCCGUACGGUUGCAAACGUUGCAAGAGUUUCUUUAGGAUCAAGAGCGACCUGGAGAGUCAUGAGAAAACCUGCCAUCCGGAGAUGGAAGUGGAGGACGACGGUAGCAGUAUCGCCAGCAAACCGACUGGCGGCCCCGAAAUUGUCGAGAAGAACUCAGUUACUGCGAAGUAUAAGCUGAUGACAGUGGAAAAAAUGCGGCUGCUAUUAGCGGUGCUGCUGAAGAGGAUCAGCAAGCAGGAGCGAUUGGACGAGCUCGGCUUCGGUAAACGGCUCAUCGAUGAUGUUCUUCAGGACUCGCUAGUGUCUGCUGGUAAGGAACCGAUCACGGGGGGCGGUUUGUCCGAACUCGAGGUUCUCACCCGAAACCUGGAGAUCUUCCUGGAAUGGACGGUGCCGAAGGAACACUGGGAGAAUUUCCGUAAGAUGAAAAAGUCGCCAGAGGAUAUUCUGGAAGCGCUCACGGCUACGUAAAUAUAUUCGUUUGCUAACAAUAACUUUAUUAUCUUCCUGUCGGUGUGAGAUUUAUGAGAUAGCAAAAUUAGAUCGGCAGUAAAAUCAUCUCGCACGCGUUUAUAUAGACGAUGGAAUGUUUCAACAAAUGUUUUUUUUUUUUUGUGUAUUUUAUCGAUUCCAGUUA